Molecule: messenger RNA, 6272 nt
Organism: Papaver somniferum (opium poppy)
Lineage: Eukaryota; Viridiplantae; Streptophyta; Magnoliopsida; Ranunculales; Papaveraceae
Product: 1-phosphatidylinositol-3-phosphate 5-kinase FAB1B-like
Exons: 12
Coding region: 359-5845 (1828 amino acids)
Biological process (GO): phosphatidylinositol phosphate biosynthetic process
Cellular component (GO): endosome membrane
Molecular function (GO): ATP binding; metal ion binding; 1-phosphatidylinositol-3-phosphate 5-kinase activity
Source: RefSeq, a predicted model, not a curated record
CUCCCCCGUCUCUCUCUCUCCGGGAGAACACACACAAGGAAAGAAAUUCCGAAAACGGAAAGAUAAACAAGAAGAAGAAGAAUCUCAUCCUCAUCAUCACCGGAGAAUCCGAAAUGGAAUCACGACGGCGACGGAAAGGUUGUUGUGCAGCUGCUUCUGCUAGUGUUGGUGGUGGUUAUGUUUAGUUUCGAUUCUUAAAAGACUGUGUUAGGGUUUGGAGAUUCGGUUCAGAACGGUUGUUUGUUCCUUAGGGUUCAGAUACAUAAUACAUUAGCUCCGUAGGUGUUAGAGUGAAGUUUCUUUUACAAAUGAGCAUUUUCGAAGAUGAGUGGGUUUUUUCUGGCAAAAUUUGUUAUUAAUGGAAAAUUCUACUGAUAAGACGCUAGCUGAGCUAGUUGAAUUUGUGAAAUCUUGGAUAUCGAGGAGAAACACUGAGCCAGCAAACUACUCUAGGGAUUUUUGGAUGCCCGACCAUAGCUGCAGGGUAUGCUACGAAUGUGAUACGCAGUUCACGAUAAUCAACCGUAGACAUCAUUGUAGGCUGUGUGGAAGGGUCUUUUGUGGUAAGUGUACUGCCAAUUCAAUCCCUGUACCAUCUGCUGCUCCGAACAACAAGACAAGCCGAGACGACUGUGACAGGAUACGGGUUUGUAGUUACUGCUUUAAGCAAUGGGAAGAGGAAGUAGCGAACGUUGUGGUGCAUAAUGGGACGAAUGCGCAGUCUAGGAAGCAACAGGGUCGUCUCAGCCCUACGGUUUCUACUACGAGUUUCACGAGCACCAAGUCUAGUGCCACUGGAAUUAGCAACUCUAGUGUUAUUAGUUCAGUGCCGUACUCGGCUGGAAAUUACCAGUUUGGGGCAUACGGUUCUGGGCUCAGCAUUGAUCAGUCUUCCCAGAUAGAUCUUGGUGCGGCGCCAGAUAACAAGCCAGAUAGAGCAGCCGAUGUAGCAGCUUCUACAAGUACCACCACAGGUCCUACAGGGGAACACACGCGCGAUGCAUCUCCUGACCCAUUUGAAUACUGUAUGAACAGGAGUGAGGAUGAUGAUGAGGAUGAUGACAUUUAUGGAUACGGUGUUUAUAGAUCCAAUUCAGAACCAACACACUUUCCUCGGGGUGAGGACUAUUAUGGCCCACUUGAAGAGAAUGCGAUUGAUUGUGUUUAUGGACCACAUAAGUUGCAUUCUGAUGAAGAAAAUAACAUCACGAAAGACUCCAGAGGCUCUUUGGUUAACGGGGAUUUGGAUUGUCAAGGGUUGGAAGAUGACAGGAGGGUUGAUGGAGAAGAGAAUGGGGGACAGAAUAAUGGUGACGAGUGUGACACAGCUUUAGUGGAUGGUGUGGAUGCUGAGCCUUUGGAUUUUGAGAACAAUGGACUGCUCUGGCUUCCUCCUGAACCCGAAGAUUUAGAGGACGACAGGGAGGCUGUUGAGUUUGGCGAUGAUGACGAUGAGGAUGCUGCAGGGGAGUGGAAAACCCUGCGCUCUUAUGGAAGCUUUGGUAGUGGUGAAUACCGUAGCCGGGACCGGUCAACCGAGGAGCACAAGAAAGCAAUGAAGAAUGAGGUUGAUAAGCAUUUCAAGGCUUUGGUGUCUCAGCUCUUGCAGGUUGAGAAUCUAACCGUGGGUGAGGAAGGUGACAAGGAAAGUUGGUUGGAAAUAAUUACAUCUUUGUCAUUGGAGGCUGCUACAGUCCUUAAGCCAGAUACAAGCGAGGGUGGAGGAAUGGACCCUGGUGGAUAUGUUAAGAUCAAGUGUUUGGCUUGUGGGCGCCGAACGGAGAGUAUUGUUGUUAAAGGAGUUGUUUGCAAGAAAAAUGUUUCCAACCGGCGGAUGACUUCAAAAAUUGAGAAGCCCCGUUUUCUUAUCCUUGGCGGAGCUCUUGAGUAUCAACGGGUGUCUAAUCAUUUAUCAAGUUUUGAUACUCUACUGCAGCAGGAAACAGAUCAUUUGAAGAUGGCAGUAGCAAAGAUAGUUGCUCAUCAUCCCAAUGUCUUAUUGGUGGAAAAAUCAGUUUCACGUUUCGCUCAAGAAUACCUCUUUGAAAAAGACAUAUCUCUUGUUCUCAAUAUCAAGAGGCCUUUGUUAGAGCGUAUAGCACGCUGCACAGGUGCACAAAUAGUUCCUUCAGUUGAUCAUCUUUCAACUCAAAAGCCGGGUUAUUGUGAAGCAUUCCAUGUGGAGAAGUUCCUUGAAGCACAUGGGAGUGCUGGGCAGGGAGGAAAGAAAUUGUUGAAGACGCUUAUGUUCUUUGAAGGGUGCCCGAAACCAUUGGGUUGUACUAUCUUGCUAAAGGGCGCCAAUGGCGAUGAGCUGAAAAAAGUUAAACAUGUUCUCCAUUACAGUGUCUUUGCAGCAUAUCACUUGGCAUUGGAGACUUCUUUUCUUGCUGAUGAAGGUGCCUCUCUUCCAGAACUUCCGCUGAAGUCUCCCAUAACUAUUGCCUUGCCCGAUAAACCUUCAAGUAUUGAUAGGUCAAUAUCUACUGUACCUGGAUUCGCGGUUGUUCCUACCAUAUCCAAACCUCAGGGAUCUCCAUCGAAUAUUGACUCACAAUCUGAAAUAACCUCCCCAGCCCCUCUCUGCAAAAGAAGCUUGGUUUUUGCCCAAUCAUCCGGUUUGCCCAAGUUCCCCACUUCUCAAUACACAGAGGUAACCCCCAGCUUAAUGGCAUAUCCCUCUUCUUCUUCAUUGUUACCUACUCCGGCGAGUUAUGUCUCGGGUCCAUUGCGAAAUGAGGCAUAUCACCCAUAUGAGGUGAAACAUAUGACAGAAUUUCGAGAUCCUAUGGAGACCAAUGCCUCUGCAUUAUACAUUUGCCAGGGAAUUGGUGGGUAUCCUGUUGCUAAGAAUGCUGAGUUGUUGGGUGGACAAGAAGCUAAUGAUCCCCAUAUAAAUGAAACAGCCACAUUUAAGUCAACAUCUUUUCAGCAAGACCGUAAUCACCUUGACGAGCCAGGAGCUACCAAAGAAGAUUUUCCUCCAUCACCUUCGGACCAUCGAAGCAUCUUGGUUUCAUUAUCAAUCCGGAGUGUCUGGAAAGGAACCGUUUGUGAACGGGCUCAUCUAUUACGUAUGAGAUACUAUGGGAGCUUUGACAAGACCUUGGGAAGGUUUCUAAGAGACGAUUUAUUUGCUCAGAGUUACCGCUGCAGUUCGUGUGAGAUGCCUUCAGAGGCACAUGUUCAUUCUUAUACUCAUCGGCAGGGCAGCCUCACGAUAUCUGUUAAGAAGUUUCCGGAGUUUCUCUUACCAGGUGAACGAGAUGGAAGGAUUUGGAUGUGGCACAGGUGCUUGCUGUGUCCUCGUCUAAGGGGGUUCCCACCUGCAAUUCGUAGAGUAGUAAUGUCUGAACCUGCUCAGGGAUUAUCUUUUGGGAAGUUUCUGGAGCUUAGCUUUUCCAACCAUGCAGCUGCGAAUAGGGUUGCUAACUGUGGUCAUUCUCUGCAUAGAGAUUGUCUCCGAUUUUACGGGCUUGGUAAUAUGGUCGCUUGCUUUCGAUAUGCAUCAAUUAAUGUUCACUCAGUAUACCUUCCACCCUCGAAACUUGAUUUCAGCUACGGAAAUCCAGAGUGGUUACAGAAAGAGGUCAAUCAGGUGGUCGACAGGGCAGAACUUCUAUUUACUGAAGUACUUAAUGCUCUCCGGCAGAUUGCAAUAAAAAGAAUAGGCACCUUAUCAGUAAAAGUGGCAGAAUCAAGACGUCACAUUGGAGAUCUCGAAGAGUUGCUUCAGAAGGAGAAGGUAGAAUUUGAGGAAUCUCUCCAGAAAGUUAUAAAUAGGGGAGUAAGGAAAGGGGAGAUAACGACGGAUAUACUUGAGAUUAAUCGAUUGCGAGUGCAGUUGCUCUUCCAUUCAUAUGUGUGGGACCAGCGACUGAUACGUGCAGCAAAAUCAUAUAACAGCAGCCUCCAGGAAGGGCUCAACAGCUCUAUACAAAAAUGUACAGAAGAGUCUUUAAGUACUAUAGAGAAGCUUGUAUCAACAAACUCAACUUCCAAGCAAGGUGACUCCAUGCUUACAGAUGUAAUAUGUGAUAAAAAUUCCAAGCUGGAAGUAAGUGGUGAGCAGGUGAAUUCCUUACCAAAUGAUAACACCACAGGGCCACAUCUUUCUUCAAGCUUAAGUUUAAAAACCCCAGCCGAUCCUUUAGAGACUGGGAUACAUGUACGGAGGGCAAUCUCGGAGGGUCAGUUUCCGAUUGUAGCAAACCUCGAUGCAGCAUGGACGGGUGAAAACAUGCCAGGAAGUAUGAUACUGGAUGUAAAUAGUUCUGCACAUACUGAAGUGGCAGCAGAUUCAUUGACUAAAGGCGAAACUGAUAUGGAAAGGUUAAAGUUGGAAAAGAGUUUCGAAGGCCUGGGUGUGGCUGAAGUAACCGAAUCUCAUCGUCCCGUAUUGCCCAUGAAAGUGGCAGAUAACUCAGACGAAAACACGGGAUGGAUUGGGAUGCCCUUCCUGAACCUGUACCGCUCUUAUAACAAGAGUUCUUCAGAGAAUAACAACACUUCAAAGCUUGAGCCCCUCAAUGAUUAUAAUCCUGUUUAUGUCUCAUCAUUUUAUGAACUGGAACGCCAGGGGGGGUCUAGAUUUAUUCUUCCUAUUGGUGCAAAUGAAACUGUUGUGCCAAUUUAUGACGAGGAGGCAACAAGUAUCAUAGCACACGCUCUAGUGUCAAAAGAUUAUUACGUUCAGAUGUCUGAUGAGUGGGAGAGGCCCAAGGAUGGGGCAGAAUCUUCUGUUCUUUUGCCACUUUAUGAUUCAUUGAAUCUUCAGUCGCCAUUUCAAUCUUUCGAGGAAACUGCCUCUGAAUCGCUUAGAAGUCUUGGGACUAUGGAUAGUAGCAUUUUAUCCAUGUCUGGUUCUCGGAGCUCUAUGAUUUCAGAUCCACUCGUGUAUACAAAGGCCUCGCAUGUUAGAGUGACAUUCAGUGACGAUAGUCCACUUGGGAGGGUGAAGUAUGCUGUGACUUGUUACUAUGCAAAGGGGUUUGAAGCCUUAAGGAGGACAUGUUGCCCAUCUGAGCUAGAUUUCGUAAGGUCCCUUAGUCGUUGUAGUGAUUGGAAUGCGCAGGGUGGUAAGAGCAAUGCUUAUUUUGCUAAAUCAUUGGAUGAUCGGUUUAUCAUCAAAGGGCUAACCAAGACAGAAUUAGAGUCAUUUAUCAAGUUUGCACCAGAGUAUUUUAAGUAUCUAUCUGAAUCAAUCGGCACAAGAAGCCCAACUUGCCUGGCGAAGAUUCUGGGGGUCUAUCAGGUUACAACAAAGCAUCUUAAAGGAGGGAAGGAACAGAAAAUGGACGUUCUGGUUAUGGAGAACCUUUUGUUCAAACGCACUGUUACAAGGCUUUAUGACCUGAAAGGAUCGUCCAGGUCAAGGUACAAUCCAGAUGCAAGUGGGAAAAACAAGGUUCUUCUGGAUCAGAACCUGAUUGAAGCAAUGCCAACUUCUCCGAUUUUUCUUGGAAACAAAGCAAAGAGACUGCUUGAGAGAGCUGUCUGGAAUGAUACUUCCUUUCUUGCAUCGAUUGAUGUGAUGGAUUACUCGUUACUAGUGGGUGUGGACGAGGAGAAGAACGAACUUGUCCUUGGAAUCAUAGAUUUUAUAAGGCAGUACACCUGGGACAAGCACCUCGAAACAUGGGUCAAGGCUUCAGGUUUCCUAGGAGGUUCGAAAAAUGAGUCCCCCACUGUAAUCUCACCAAAGCAAUACAAGAAGCGGUUCAGAAAAGCUAUGUCAACCUACUUCCUUAUGGUCCCAGAUCAAUGGUCCCCUCCAACUAUCAUUCCCAGCAGCUCCCAGUCUGAUCUCGAGAGCUUGCACGGUGCAGGAACUUCUCAUGAUUGAACAUAUAUAGUAUACGAGCCACUGAAGGUGGUAAUCUGUGCAUAAUUUCGUCAACUCGAGGUUUUGGGUGGUGGAGGAACUUCUCAUGAUUGAAUAUAUACGUAGUAUCCUGUGCAUAUUUUGUCAGCUCAAGGUUGAUGCUCGGAAAGGUAUAUAUAUCCUUCUCUCCCCCCGAGCCCUUGAUGAAAAUUUUUGUUUCUUCCUUUUUUGUUUAGGCUAUAGAUCUUAUUCUUGUUUACAGAAUCUGUCGAUAAUUCAUCGGAAAUUGCAUAAAUAGGCAGGCUGUUUUAGUGCCAAGAGUAUAUUUUUCGGACAGUCAUCAGUGUAGAGAGGAUUAGAUGACUGUCAGUCUCAGUGAAUAUUAUGUACAAAAAAAAGAAAAAAACUAUUGGGUUACUGGAAUGAUAGCAGAAAUUUUUUGCGAUUU